Paramuricea clavata is the source of this 2857-nucleotide messenger RNA. The record is from the annotation of a GenBank genome assembly. NCBI's taxonomy places the organism in Eukaryota, Metazoa, Cnidaria, Anthozoa, Malacalcyonacea, Plexauridae.
CGCGGUUUUGGCAGUUAGUCAAUUCUCAAACCCUGUCUCGCUAGCAAGACGUGUGAUGGAAGAGACACCUCAUUGUGCUCUCAACAUCGAAGGCUGCCUUGCCUUUGCAAAGAAAAUUGGAUACCCCAUUUUAAAAGAUCCAAUGGAGCUUGUGACGGAACAGGCGAAGAUGAAAGGGAACGCAUUUAGUAAAUAUAAUAAUGCUGUUCAUUCACACAGGGAGGGGAGGUCUACAGAGGAAUACCACGACACUGUCGGCGCUGUUGCUAUGGAUACCUCUGGCUGUAUUGCAUGUGCUACAUCAACAGGUAAGCAUAGGUUUCCAUUUGGGUUGUCUGAUGACAUUGGAUACAUGGCUGAUGAUCGCUGCAAUCAAUAAACUUAAGAUUGACUUGCUUACAGCACACAAAAAUAUAAAAUACAAUUCGCAAUUGUUACACGCACAUAUACCAAACGUACUGUACAUCAUCAUCAAGCCCACUACCCAAAUUUAGAGCAUAUGCCGUCGACAAGAGUUUUCCAUGUGUCUCUGUCCUGUGCCAUUCUCGCAAGUUGUCCCCAGGUGUAACCCAUCUUCUUGGUGCCAGCUUCUAGGUCUCGGCGCCAGGUGUUUCUGGUCGGCCCUUUUCCCUUGAGGAUUCCAUGUGAGGGCCUGUCCUGUGGUGUUGGAUGUUGGUUUGCACAGUGUAUGUCCCAGCCAUCUCCAUCUCAUAUAAUUUAAGAAAUUCUGAUUUCAGAAUACCGCGUUUUAAUACGGUAAAAUAUGGAAAACACUCAAUUAGAUACUUAGGACCUUUUUUAUGGUCAAAGUUAAGUAAAGAAGUUAAAAACAAAAAGUUAGGAACAUCAGUACAUUGAACGUUUUCAAGAGUGUUGUUGUUUAGAGGAUGGCGGUUGUAGAAACUGCUAUCUAUGUAAUAAUUAGGGAUUGGUAUUGUAAAUUUAUCUACUCAUAGCUAGUAUACGUAUAAGUAUACUUUUUUUUUGCAUAACAGUAGCUUUAAUCUGCUAAACGCUAGAAUGUUUUGACACACAAAUAAAGUUUCUUAUGUUAUCUUAUCUUCUUUUCUGUAUCUCUUCGUCUGCUGGGGUCUGGCUGGUCCUCUCCCAUAGGUCUUUGUACAUACUUAGUAAAUUUUACUGCUAUAUUUCUAGGGGGUAUACCCGCCAAGAUGCAAGGACGUAUCGGUGACUCCCCUAUGAUUGGCUGCGGAGGUUAUGCAAAUGAAUACGGUGGAUCUUCCACGACUGGUCACGGAGAAUCUUUAAUGAAAAUAACUCUGGCUAGAGAAGCUGUGUAUAACAUUGAGAAGGGAAAUAAUGCGCAGGUGAUUGCUAAUGCUGAACUAAACUUUAUGUAAUAUUUUUUUGUGUGUGUUUUCAGGGACGUCGCUAAGGCAUCAACGGGGGGGGGGGGGGGGGUGUCGUCAUCUUUUGACCAACAUUUAACAGUAAAAAAAUUUCUGGACUAAUAUAAGCAUAUUUAAAAAUUUUUAUAUAAGCAAGGCUUGCCAAUUCUUCACCACAAUUUACCGACUUUGACCUUAAAUUUUAAGCAAAUAUCAGUUCCAUUUUGACCAACUUUGAGCAAAUACCAGUUCCAUUUUGACCAACUUUGACCAACGUUUGAAUUAUUAGGGGGGCUGUUACACCCCCACACCCCCGUUAGCGACGUCCCUGUGUGUUUUGAUGUUAUAUACUCAGGUGAAUUAAUAUAAUGUUUUUGAUGUUACUCUGAGUGUAUAUCCACACCGGGCAGGCUGAAAAGUUAGCCUGACCAACGGUGGGAAUUGAACCCGCGACCUUUGGGAUACCAGUCCAAUGCUCUGCCAACUAAGCUACGAGGCCAAGUCUGUUCGAAUGUGUCAGUAACAUGUUCUGUUUUACGUUUCGCCCAGAUUUCGUCCGAAGAAGCAGUUCAAAGGAUGGAAACACGUAUAAACGGCUAUGGCGGCGUUAUAGUAAUAGAUGAAGACGGAAACUUUGGGAAGGCGUUCAACACAAAGAGAAUGGCAUGGGCUACAGUCAAGGACGAUGUAUUGCAAUACGGUUUGAAACCUAAUGAAUGUAUUAAAGUCGACUUGAAGUAAUAUAUGAAUAUAAUUAUUAUAUUAAUAUAAAAUUAGGUUGUGAAGACAUAAUAAUUCUGAUCGUUGAAGGACAGCAAUGUAAUUAUAAAAAAUACUAACUUAAAUUUUGCUUUAGGGUAGUACUUAGAUGUAGAAAAACCCUUGCCAAAUUUUAGGAUCAUACCAACUCUCUUUUUAGCCUGUGAACUACCGCCGUUGUCCUCCACAAACCAGUUGCAACAAGGUUUUUGUCAAUCCCAUAUCAGGAUGUGUUCGCACUGCUUGUUCCCAGCUAUUGCGACAAGCUGGAACAAGUUGUUAUCACUCUGUUACAAGGUUGAUGGCGGUAACAGACUUGCUACAAGUUGAUCCAACAAAACUACCAAUACAUGCUGUUCGUAACAAGUUACUACGAAAUUGUUGUCGAUAUCAGACUUGUUGGAACAACUUGUUGCGAGUCUGUUGGCCUCAUCAACCUUGGCGUUGCAAGAUGAUAACAAAUUGUUCCAGGCUUGUCAACAACUGGGAACAAGCAGUACGAAUACAUCGCAUCUUGUCAACAAGAUGUGUUCGCAACGGGUUUGUAGCAAGCUUGUCAACAAGUUGUAACAAUGUCGUUUUAUCAAGUUGCUACAAGGUUGGUUUUCGAUAGUUUUGACCCGUUUUUUCGCCUAUUCAUUGGCUUUGUAAUAACAUUUAGUCUCUAAUUAUGCUGAGACACUCCUUAAAUAAAGUAAUGGUAUAAUUUAGUGAACCCUGAAGUAUUAGUAAAUAUGUAUUUUUCUACA